AUUUAAAAAAAUAAAAAAUAAAAAAUUCAUUUUAAACCUAAUGUAAACAGUUCUAUGUGGUCGCUCCUUCCCUCGGCUUCUCUCCCUCUUCCGGCUGAUCUCCCUCCCUCAACCUCCCCGUGUCCGCCGCCCCCCGCCGUCAACCCUUCAUCCACCCACACUCUUAAGACGACGCCCCCUCAGUCUCCCUCUAGUAGUUCCUUCUGAUUUGAAAAUUUUCCAAAUUCAAGUUUCCUAGCGGAGGGACUUCAUUUCUUUGGUGAUUUUUCAUUCGAACUAGCAAUUUCGUUGUCAUGGUUAGUUGGCAGAGAUGUUUACGGUCCAUCCUUGGCCAUUUGCAAAACAAAGUGGAAUUGAGUUACAAUGCAGCUUCCAACUCUAGUUAUCGUUUGCAAUCCUCUCUUUCGAAUGGGGAAUUGCCUUAUUUACAGAGACUUCUGAAGCCAUCCUCAGCGGGCAUUGCACAACCUGAUUUUCGGUGUCUCCAACAGAUGGGAAUUUCCAGUUCAAGGAUGCUAUUGGCAGAUAAACCUGAGGAAGCAGUCUCAUCUCCUCUGACAUCUGCUUUGGCUUUAAGCAGCGGAAAAGAUGGAGAUAAAACAGACCAAAAAGUAGUCUGUAAACGUUCCAAAGUCCAAGCUGUAUUAAAGGGAAUCAAACAGAGUCCCAAAAAGGUCAACUUGGUUGCUGCUCUAGUUCGAGGCAUGCGUGUUGAAGAUGCACUGAUGCAGUUACAAUUAACUGUGAAGCGAGCUUCAAAAACUGUUUAUCAGGUCAUUCAUUCAGCCAAAGCAAACGCAACCCACAACCAUGGAAUGGAUGCAGAUCGACUCCUUGUUGCUGAAGCAUUUGUGGGUAAGGGAUUGUUUCGGAAAAGAUUAUCAUAUCAUGCUAAAGGAAGAUGUGGAAUCGAAGUUAAACCAGAAUGCCGACUAACAGUUGUUCUUAGGGAGACAACACCUGAAGAAGAGGCAAAGAUAGCAAAGCUUAAAGUAAGUAAUUUCCGCAAGCUUACCAAGCGUGAAAACCGACUUGUACCUCAUAAGCUUAUUGAGACCACACCUAUCUGGAACCGGAAGGGCAAAGCCAGAGCGACUACAGAAUGUUGAAAGGCUUCGUAGUAUGAUAAUAACUGCUUCCACUUGUUUUUAAAGACUCCCUUGAUCUCUUUUCUUCGUCCAUUUCAAUUAUGAGAUCUUCCAAGAAAGAUUUGUAUGUCAUAUCUAAGGAGCAAGUUGUAUAACCUUCGUCAUUCUCUUUGAUGUUGGCUAGUUUAGAAGAUGCUGCUUUGCCAGUUUGUUUGGAGGUGAUUUUUGAUUCGUCAAUUAGCACCGAGUUGGUUUGUUUUGGCAUCAGCUUCAAGUCUCCCUUUGCAUUCAAGACUCUAAACCCUCUGAGUUGCAAGUUCUGGCCCUUUGUUGGCAAUUCUCUCUCUUAGAAGUUGUUUAUGCAACAAUUUUCACUUUCAUCAUCUGUUGGAGGAUCUUUGUGUUAUGAGAUAUUUGAAGCGGUGUUCUCUGCUCAGAUGAUUUUGAAGUAUUGAUCUCUUGGCUGCUUUGCAUUGAUCAA
Molecule: messenger RNA, 1569 nt
Organism: Cucumis melo (muskmelon)
Lineage: Eukaryota; Viridiplantae; Streptophyta; Magnoliopsida; Cucurbitales; Cucurbitaceae
Product: 50S ribosomal protein L22, chloroplastic-like
Exons: 8
Coding region: 294-1109 (271 amino acids)
Biological process (GO): ribosome assembly; translation
Cellular component (GO): mitochondrial large ribosomal subunit; ribosome
Molecular function (GO): structural constituent of ribosome
Source: RefSeq, a predicted model, not a curated record